AUGCCGGAAGGUAGUAUGGAAGUGUUUGCUGGUAGAGCUGAUUGCCAAAAUAAGCCAAUUUUGAUGUCUGAAGAAAAGAUUCCGGCUUUGAUAAAACUUAUUUUGGAAAAGAUUUCUCUUCUGAUUGAACAUCAAAUUGUAAUUAACGACAAACAUGCUGCAUUCGUGUCCAAUUCCCAUGAAGAUAAUAAAGGUACAGUCAGUCCAAAUUAUCAAUAUAUUCCUGACAUAAGAGGUAAAGGAACAACAAAAAGCCUAUCUGAACAAGUUUUCAGCGCUAAUACGAUUGUAUAUACAAACGACGUUGUACGCAAAGAAAACAAAGAGGGCAAAAUCCUUGAAACCAUUGACCAUCUAAACCAUGGUGAAUGCGAAAAUAAAGAAGAAGGCAAAAGCGAUAAUGAGAAUGAAACUAUUGAAAGUAGUAACCCUGUUGAGUGCAAAGACAAUGAGGAAGUCAAUGGCGAUAAUAAGAAUGAACGUAGUGACAAUGUUGAGUGCAAAGACGAUGAGAAAGUCAAAGGCGAUAAUACGAAUGAAAGUACUAACCCUGUUGAGUGCAAAGACAAUGAGGAAGUCAAUGGCGAUAAUAAGAAUGAACGUAGUGACCAUGUUGAGUGCGAAGAAGAUGAGAAAGUCAAAGGCGAUAAAACGAAAGAACAUAGUAGCCAUGUUGAGUGCAAAGAAGAUGAGAAAGUCAAUGGCGAUAAUAAGAAUGAACGUAGUGACCAUGUUGAGUGCGAAGAAGAUGAGAAAGUCAAAGGCGAUAAUAAGAAUGAACGUAGUGACCAUGUUGAGUGCAAAGAAGAUGAGAAAGUCAAUGGCGAUAAUAAGAAUGAACGUAGUGACCAUGUUGAGUGCGAAGAAGAUGAGAAAGUCAAAGGCGAUAAAACGAAAGAACAUAGUAGCCAUGUUGAGUGCAAAGAAGAUGAGAAAGUCAAAGGCCAUAAUACGAACGAAAGUAGUAACAAUGUUGAGUGCACAGAAGAUGAGGAUGUCAAAGGCGAUAAUACGAACGAAAGUAGUAACAAUGUUGAGUGCACAGAAGAUGAGGAUGUCAAAGGCGAUAAAGCGAAAGAACAUAGUAGCCAUGUUGAGUGCAAAGAAGAUGAGAAAGUCAAAGGCGAUAAAACGAAAAAACAUAGUAGCCAUGUUGAGUGCAAAGAAGAUGAGAAAGUCAAAGGCGAUAAUAAGAAUGAACGUAGUGACCAUGUUGAGUGCAAAGAAGAUGAGAAAGUCAAUGGCGAUAAUAAGAAUGAACGUAGUGACCAUGUUGAGUGCGAAGAAGAUGAGAAAGUCAAAGGCGAUAAAACGAAAGAACAUAGUAGCCAUGUUGAGUGCAAAGAAGAUGAGAAAGUCAAAGGCCAUAAUACGAACGAAAGUAGUAACAAUGUUGAGUGCACAGAAGAUGAGGAUGUCAAAGGCGAUAAUAAGAACGAAAGUAGUAACAAUGUUGAGUGCACAGAAGAUGAGGAUGUUAAAGGCGAUAAAACGAAAGAACAUAGUAGCCAUGUUGAGUGCAAAGAAGAUGAGAAAGUCAAAGGCGAUAAAACGAAAGAACAUAGUAGCCAUGUUGAGUGCAAAGAAGAUGAGAAAGUCAAAGGCGAUAAUAAGAAUGAACGUAGUGACCAUGUUGAGUGCAAAGAAGAUGAGAAAGUCAAUGGCGAUAAUAAGAAUGAACGUAGUGACCAUGUUGAGUGCGAAGAAGAUGAGAAAGUCAAAGGCGAUAAAACGAAAGAACAUAGUAGCCAUGUUGAGUGCAAAGAAGAUGAGAAAGUCAAAGGCCAUAAUACGAACGAAAGUAGUAACAAUGUUGAGUGCACAGAAGAUGAGGAUGUCAAAGGCGAUAAUACGAAUAUUAAUAUCGCUGCACAAAUAGAAAAAGUCCAAAGCCGUGACACGUCUGGAAAUUUAAAAGAAAACGAAAAAGUCAAUAGCGAUGAAUCGACAAAAAAUGUUCAACUCAACGAGGACGAGAAAGUUAAAAGCGCAAAUCUACCUCUAAAUAGGAAUUUUAAACCGAAAGAUGUGGGUGCAAGAAAACAUAACGAUAAUCAAGAACAGCUAAGUGCAGAGCAAGAGCAAAAAAUAAAUACAUGCACUUUUAUAUCUCGGGACAAUCUGGAACGGCAGAGAAUUCAAGAGAUGCUGCAAAAUGCUAACGAACAACUUUCAUUAUUCAUUGAACUUUUUUAUGAAAACGAUGACAGAAGUAACCAUGUUGAGUGCAAAGAAGAUGAUAAAGUCAAAAGUAACGACCCGACUGAUUAUAGUAACAAUUUUGAGCGACAAGAAGUUCAGUCAGUCAAAAGCGGUGAUGCGGCCACCAAUUUGAACAAUGUUGAAAGCAAAUCAGUCGAGGAAGUUAAAAGCUAUGAUACGCCAAUAAACCUGAACAAUCGAUUUUCGUUUACUGUAUCAAACAAGGAAAUGAUGGAAUUCAAGAGCCUGUCUAAGAGGGUAAAUUAUUCGAAGACAAUAUUUCCAUAG
Mya arenaria is the source of this 2490-nucleotide messenger RNA. Its product is annotated as suppressor of Mek1-like. The coding region runs from base 1 to 2490 and encodes 829 amino acids. The record is from RefSeq and is a predicted model, not a curated record. The transcript has 2 exons. NCBI's taxonomy places the organism in Eukaryota, Metazoa, Mollusca, Bivalvia, Myida, Myidae.